Messenger RNA from Linum tenue, 1203 nucleotides. Lineage: Eukaryota; Viridiplantae; Streptophyta; Magnoliopsida; Malpighiales; Linaceae. The record is from the annotation of a GenBank genome assembly.
AUGAAUUCAUCGCGCAGAGAUGGUGUUCUUGUGCUGGUCGCGACCGUCCCCGCAGUAGCAUUGAGCGGUAGCUUCAAUUACGAUUCCAAGUUCAGCGGAGCAACUGCUAAGCCGCUGGAAUCCCUUAAAGAAGAUGGCGAACUUGUCAAGAAUGGUUUCUCACUGAACCAUGCGAGGGUUUUGGUUCAGAAGCUUAUGAAAAGGGCAGGCAUGCUCUUCGGACAUUGAGACAUGUUUGGUUCAACUGGGAGUUCGUGGAUCCCAAAACCCCAGUUCACAGUGGGGUGAAGUUAUGUUUUUGUGUGAAGGAGUUUGUGCCAUGGUUGAUGGUGCCGCUUCAGGCGGUGUAUGUGAAUGAUGCAAAGGAUCUUAAGAAGGCCACUCCCUUAUUUUUUAAUCUGUUACUUGUUCGAUUUAUGAUAGCAAACCCAAAUUAGAACUUCGAACUAUUUGCUGCUCACAACAUAUGGUUGACAUCGGAGAUCAAGACUACGAUGAUGAUGACUAGUGAGAACUGAACCUCUCAUUCAGAAUUCGUCCUGAUUUUCUAUGAAUAGUCCUUCCCCUAUUAUGAAUUAAGGGUGCCUAUUGCAGUGUCAGCACCUCAUUUGGAGUCUUGAUCUGCUUGUCAAUUACGACGGAGUUUGAAUCGUCUCUCAAACUGAGCCUGAUGUUCCGCCGCCAAUUCAGCCUGCAGACAACCAGAUGAGUCUAGCAGAUAUAGACACCAUCAAGGUCAACGGAAAGGGAAAUGGCAGUAUUUUCUUCGGAUCUCCCUGUUUAUUGUUCGCAUAGCUGCCUAUCUAUUUUCAGCUUUCUUCUAGCAGUGGACUUGAAAAAAGCUUGAGUCUGGUUGGUUUCCAAAGUAGAUCGACUGUAGCUGCAGAUGGUUAUCCUUCCAGCUCGGUUUUGUUUGCUGGGAAUGACAAGGAGAGGGAAUAGAGAACUUCAAGUGGGAAUGAAGCUAUUCGGUUCAGUGUGCUACCAAGAAGUGGUGCUCUAAAAAGAAGGAAGAUAUCUCAAGGGGUAUUAUCCUUGGUCUUUGAAGGAUGUUGCAUUAUGAGUACAUCAGUAGGUUCUUUUGAGUUUUGAGUACUUAGAAUAUUGUGAGUAGUAGACCAUGUUUCAUUGUAUUACAUUUCAAUAUUUUGUUUUUAGCAUUUCACUAUAUAUUAUAAACAAUAUUAUUAUCUUGGAUCAUGG